This is a messenger RNA of Acomys russatus (golden spiny mouse), 1980 nucleotides long. RefSeq names its product centrosomal protein 44 (gene Cep44). The transcript has 12 exons. The coding region runs from base 703 to 1869 and encodes 388 amino acids. The record is from RefSeq and is a predicted model, not a curated record. Lineage: Eukaryota; Metazoa; Chordata; Mammalia; Rodentia; Muridae. Gene Ontology annotation, cellular component: spindle pole; centrosome.
GAGAGCGGGUCCUUAAAAAAAAAUAGGAUUUCACUUCUCUUCUUGCAGAUUCGACAGAAGGCCUUUCUUUCUUGCUUCUCAUCCCGAAAGACUAUGGGCAUCAAAUUAUGCUAAUUUGAAACAUGACACUUAAUAUAUAAGGCAUAUAAUCGAUAAGGCUAUCAUGAAAAUCAAUUCUCUCGGGGAAGCCGCGCGAACGUAGUGUGGAAUCUGCACCGAGGCAUCCCAGAAUUUGGGGCAGUCUGUGGCUGGGAUUGUUUAGCUGCGGUUCGCGCCGCGCUCGAACCCCCGGUCCUAAUACAAACCGUCGGCGCGAGAGGCGCCCCGGGGCGCGGGCGCUAGGUCUCUGAGACUGGAGACCUGGUUCCCGCCACUUUCCUGAGUUACUUAGGCUCAUUUCUCCUUUCAGUGUUGGUCCGGUCGCCUCGGGAAACCCUCACUUUGCUUGGCAGCUGCUGGCUGAGCCGGAGCCAGAGCUCGCAGGCUGGCUGUGCUUCGGUUUGGACCGAGGUCUCCUGUCUGCUGUACUCACCGAGGCUCCUGAGUUUCAGAUCCAUGCUGUAUUUGAAUCUUACUCUUCUUCAAAAUAUGUUUUCUGCUAAUGAAGAGGAUGUGUUCCUGGGGCGUACUUUACUGUCAGAAAUUUCAUUACCAGAGAUGAAAAUUGAAAGACUAGGAGCUGAUAUUCAAUAAUAUUCAAUAAUGGCAACAGGUGACCUAAAAAGAAGCUUGCGGAAGCUAGAACAAGUGCUUCGUUUGCUAAAUUACCCUAAUGAUGUCGAUUAUGUCGGUUUGAUGAAGGGAGAAACAGCAGCAUCCCUGCCUAUCAUCAGCUAUUCUCUUACCUCAUACUCCCCUUAUAUAUCAGAGCUUCUGAUGGAAUCCAAUAUCGAGCUCUUAGCAAAGAAUGAUGUGCGCUUUACAGAUGUCGUCUAUAAGCUUCUUCGUGAUCAAUUUGAUUAUAAACCAAUCUUGACAAAAAAGCAGUUUAUACAGUCUGGAUUUGCUGAAUGGAAAAUCCAAAUUGUCUGUGAUAUAUUGAAUUGUGUGAUGAAAAAGAACAAGGAAUUGAUUGGCUUUGAAAAGAAUCCAUCAUGCCAAAGAAAGAAGAACAUUCCUGAAAAGCCAGAACCUUGUUCAAGCAGUGAGAAGCCCCCUGCAGAGGCUGUUGGCAUUGAUAUCACUGGGAGGUUUAUGACUUCAGGAAAGAAGAAAGCAGUGGUGAUCCGUCACCUGUACAUUGAAGAGAAUGAUGACAUUCCUGAAGGGACAGUGAUUUCAACAGAAGGGAGUGAAGUGUGCGACAGGGAAGAAGAGAAGAUUUGUGACAUAAUGACUGCUGAAGAGCAGACCUCGGAGAUCAGGGCUGAGCUGCAAGAUAUAUGGGACAGUCCUGUGAUUACUGGACUUCAGACCACAGUGGCCCAAUGCCAAGAACAGCUGAAGAAGCUCACUUGGCUGGAGAAAAGGCUCGAGUGUUUGGAAGCCGCAACCAAAGGGAAAGUGAUGGUCGAUGAAAAGGCCUGGAAUAAUCUCCUAAGUCGAGUCACUCUUCUUGAAACAGAGAUGCUUUUGUCUAAAAAGAAUGAGUGUAUAGAGCAUAAUGCAGCGAGUGAAGACUGUGACUCUGUUAGUGGCGUGGAUGCUAUGCCCUACGAUAAAAGAUACGGUGUUUCACAGAUAAAAGAUACAGGAAGCACAUGUCGCUCGUCUGUCUAUAGUACGGUGUCAUCAGAGUCGACGUCCAGGGGCUCCACUGAUUACUGUGGCCUGAAAGAAUUUUCAGAGGGAACAACAAUCCAGAAAAUGGAAAGGAUGAAAAAAAUGUUUGAAGAGACUGCAGAGUUACUGAAAUGCUCGAGUCACUAACUGCAGAAUUUUCUGCAUAAAUGUCUCUAGGACUUGGCUACUUAUAUAUUCUAUACUUAAUACUUCAUUUUGUAAUUUUAAUAUACUUAAUAUUUUAUUAAGAUUUGAAUU